AUGUCAUCAAUGAUCCCAGAGACACCAAAACAAACUAAAACAUCAACAUCAUAUCAAUAUUUACCAACUCCAGCAACAAAUCAAAAACAAAAACAACAAUUAACAAAUACGACCACCCCAAAAACAAUUAAUUUUCCAUUUACACCUACUAAAUCACCAAGUAAACAUCGUCAUAAAAAACAUGAAAUAGUGAAUAAUGAGAGAAUAUCAUUUGGAUUAUUCUUACCAACGACAUCAACAAUAGGAAGUGGUAGAAAACUAAAUAAUUUAUCAAUAAAAGGUAAAUUAAAACAAGCUGCUGAAUUAGAUAAAAAUAUAACAACUGAUGAAAUACAAUGUGAACAAGAACCUGAAUUUAAAACACCUGGGAAACAAAUAAUAACUAAGGAUAUAGUAAAUGAAUGGAAUGAGGAAAAGGAUGAUGGUGUUGAAAUAAUAGAUCAAGAGAAGGUUAAUGAAAUACCCAGGGCCAAAUUAAAAAAUCCAUUCAUUGAUGAUGGAGAAGAUAGACAUAUUGAUAAGAUGCUGAGUAAGAAUGAGUGUGAUAUUGAUUAUAAUACUCAUAUGGAAUUAAUUAAUAAUAAAACUGGUAAAAAGAAGAUUUUGAAAUUGACUAAAAAUCAAAUGAAGAUAAAACCAAAGAAAUUAUCAUUUGAAAACUGUUAA
Messenger RNA from Insectozyma verbasci, 666 nucleotides. The record is from the annotation of a GenBank genome assembly. Lineage: Eukaryota; Fungi; Ascomycota; Pichiomycetes; Serinales; Debaryomycetaceae.